GUCCUUACCUUGAUCAGCGGUCGAACAUCAGCUCAAUUACAGCUUAGUCGUCGAGUUUGUUUGUUAAUGUAAGUCGAUGUGUGUUGCUACGCCCUUGGUAGUAACUACAUGAGCUGUGUCAACUGUAUCUGCUGCUGCAUGCUGUUCUAGAAGCUUAGCAUCAACAUGUAGUGUAUAGUCGCUGCAACAGUACGUAAAAAACGAUAGAAACAUUUGUUCUAAGAGUUUACAGGAAACAAUGCUGGCGUGGGUGUGUGCUUCUCUGUUGUACUCUUUGUUGGUUACGUCAGUUACGUCAUCGGCAGAAACAGGUAUCUACUUUGCGUGCUACAAUGCGGUUGACAAUGGAACAAUGUUUGUUGGUUCACAGUCAAUGACUGAAGGAGGAGAAAAAUGUUCAGCAUUAGAUGGUGAAAACAGAAUUUAUUGCAGAAAUCCAGACAAUACUGGUUCCCGUCCUUUGUGCAAGACUGAAGAUCAAGGCAAAGUAAAACAGCAAGCAUGUGCUAUAGUGUCUUGUCAUGGAUAUUCUAUCAAUUUAAAGAACGUCACGCCAUCGGCGUCAAAGCCAGUAGUAAUUGGUGGUCACAUACAUGGAUCAAAUUUGGCCAAAGAUGGACGGCUUGGUACCGUCUUGACUGACUGCUUUAUUUCAUCUCUAAAAGAUAUGAAUGCUUGGUGGAUGGCAGAUUUGGGGAACGAAAUAAUCGUCAACAGUGUUGGCUUUCAUGUACUAAAGCUUCAGUUCUCUAACAGAAAUAUUGAACAGAUCCUAGUAGAAUUGUCAAUUACUAAAGAUAAUUUGUUUUCUCCAUGUGGCGAUCCAUGGAAUCCAAAGAUGUCAACAGAUGAAACUGCCUAUCGCAGAUGCGCUCCGGACAGCGGAAUUUGGGCAAGAUACGUUCGUAUCAGAAGCACUUUUGAUAGCAACAGCUUUUCUACGCUUGUUUUGUGUGAAGUGCAAAUAAACAGUGGUAUAGUUCCUUCACAGUGCAGACAUCGAAAUUUACUCUCUAACCAAAAAAGCACUUUUACGAAAAUUACGAAAGAAGAAGGGUUGGAGAUUCAAUGCCAAAAUGGAUAUUGGCCUGGAUUGCCACAACAACUGACUUGCCAAGAUUCUGGCUACUGGUCUGAAUUUAGUUGUAAGAAAGUGGAAAAUUUAGACUUAAAACAAAUCAUUAAGAACAUAACCCUCUAUCCGACCGUUUUUCAAAGAGGCGAGAAGGCAGCUGUAGCAAAAAUCGCAAUUGACGGGAUUAAACCUACGGAUCCUGGAAAAGAGAGUUUCUGGUACUGUGCAUCAUCAACCAGGUCAUCACAUAGUAGACUUCAAGUCCUGCUUUCAAAUAAAUACAAUUUGAUAUCAGUUAAGCUCUAUCUCCUGAACUACCGACGAGAGUGGCAAAACGGAUUGAAGGUGAUAGUUUCAGAUGAAAAAGGUCAAGAUCAUCAAUGUGGGAAAAUAUAUAAUGAGAGUCAAGGACAAACCCCAACAUUCGAUUGUGACAAAGGAGUUAUUUCUUCCUCUCUCCGACUACAGAGAGAAAACAACUUUUGGCUUCAAGUAUGUGAAAUUGAAGUUGCGGCGAUUACCGAAUGUGAAAGUCCCCCCGUAGUAAAUUUCUCCAUGCGCUCGUUUGAAUCAGUAUCAAUUAACUCAAAUGCAAGCUACACUUGUGUGCCAGGUUACUCACCAGCGUCUCCUCAACGUAUUACGUGUAUGACUUAUGGCAAAUGGUCUUCACCUUUACCUGCUUGUGAGCCUGUUUCGUGUGAUGCACCAUCAGCUAGAAUAGGAAACGCUUUUGCUACACAGUCGGACAAAACGAAAAGUCAAUUUGGAAGUGUCGUCCAGUAUAAUUGUGAUAGAGGUUAUGAAAAUGAAGGUAACAACGUCCAAAUUUGCAGCUCGAAUGGACAAUGGCAAGGAAAGAUUGUUUGUAAAGUUUUGAAUUGCACUUCGAUGCCUCGACUAGAAAACGGCCAGAUACAAAAAAGUGGACUGGAGAUAAACUUUUUGUGUAAUGCCGGGUACAAACUAUUAAAUAGCCACAACGCUUAUUGCCAGAAAGGAAAUAAAUGGACAUAUAUAAAUGGAAAACCAAGAUGUGAAGCUGUAUCGUGUGGUCGACCUCCUUCGCUACUGAAUGGGAGAUAUGAAGGACACGUAUUUAGGUACGGAGCAAUUGCACGCUACCACUGCAAUGUCGGAUACUGUCUCGUUGGGACCAAUACCUCCAUUUGUUUGAAAGAAGGUUAUUGGAAUUCAAACACACACAGAAAAUGUCAAAUUCUUAAAUGUCCUAAUUUACAAUCGAUAUCAAAUGGUUCAGUUUCGGAGUCGUCAAACAAUUUGGGCGGAAUGGCUACUUACCAAUGCAAAACUGGCUUUGAUUUGAUUGGUUCUCAUACAAGAUCAUGCCAGGAAAGUUCAUCAGCGCAUUGUACCUUGAUAUGGACUGAAAAUCCACCAACAUGUAGAGCUAAAGAUUGCGGCGAUCCGGGUGUCAUUAGUCGUGGAAGAAUAGCUGUGAUCCAAGGAGACGGAAGGCGAUAUCCAAGUUACAUCCAGUUUAUAUGUAAUCUAGGAUAUCAAAUUGUUGAAGGCACAGAGUUUAUGACAUGUUCAAGUUCACAAGUGUGGAAAGGAAAACGGCCAAAGUGUCAACCUGUUUAUUGUGGUGAGUUGGAACAACCCAAGCAUGGCGAAAUUAUAGGCAACAAUUUCUAUUUUGGAGAAUCCGUGAAGUUUUCUUGCAAUAGAGGAUAUAUGAUGAUAGGACAAGAGACUUCAACUUGCGAGGCGUCUGGUACAUGGACCAAUAGGUCACCCAGAUGUAUCGAAACGAGAUGUUUUUCAAUUCAAAGACAGAAACAUGGGCGUGUUGUUGGAACAGGCAACCAAAUUGGCUCUGUCCUUGCAUUUCAAUGUACUCUAGGAUAUGCCUUGAAGGGAUCUUCAAAACUUCACUGCGUCCAAAUCAAAAAUUUACCAGCGAAGUGGAAUAUGCUAAUACCGAAAUGCCAAGCAAUUCGGUGCGAACCCUUACAGCCUCCUGAAAACGGGUUUAUCAGUGGUAGGAGUUUCACGUUUCCGAAUUUUGUUGUUUAUGCAUGUAAACAAGGAUACAGACUUAGUGGAGAAUCAAAGCGUAACUGCAAUGCAUCUGGAAAAUGGAAAGGAUUAGCGCCAAAUUGCCAACGUAUUACCUGCCCACCAAUUCAAAACCCGCUAAAUGAAGAAUUGGUUGGCGAUGAUUUUUCUGUUAACUCUACAGUUCAAUUCGUUUGUAAAGCCGGAUAUGCUGUGCGAGGUUCGUAUACGUCUACAUGCUUGCUGCAAGGAAUGUGGUCACAUGACCCUCCAACAUGCCAAAAUAUAAAAUGCGCAACACCACCUAUUCCGAAGUUUGGUAAAGUAUUUGUUUCGCAAACUCAUGUCCGAAGCGUUGCUCGGUACUCUUGUUCAAUUGGGUACAGGCUCGUUGGCGUCACUCACAGGCAAUGUACACGAACAUCUCAGUUCACUGUGGAAGCCAUGUGGAGUGCUAAUUCUCCCAAAUGCAUUCCUGUGAGAUGUUCUACACUACAUGCUCCACUAAACGGAAAAAUUGUUGGUGAUAAUUUCCAUUAUCCACAUUUCGUGCUGUACUUGUGUGACUAUGGAUACCAGAUACUAUCUGGUAACAGCACUAGAAAAUGCAACGAAUUAGGAAAAUGGACAGGCAUUGCGCCCUUGUGCAAAGGUAUUUGUGAAGUUGCAAGACUUAAUUGUUCAAACGCUGAGAUUUGUGCGGCUGACAGCGACGGCAGUGCAACGUGUAUAUGCAAAUCUCGGUCUGAUUGUCCAUUAGAUGUCAGACCAGUCUGCGGUUCUGAUGGGCGAACUUAUAUAAAUGAGUGUUUAAUGGAAGUGGAGGCAUGCCUGUUUGGAUCAGAUACAUUGAGAAUGAUUAGUCAAGGAGCGUGUGGUAAAUUGCAAUACUGCAAGAUAAAUAUAAAAGUGACAAAAUAUUUCAUUACAAAUGUAGUUUUCUUGUCAUGUCUGCCAUUCAAAUGCUGAUUGUAUUGAAAAUACCAAUUGCAGCUGCAAACCUCGUUUCGUUGGUGACGGAACAGAAUGUUGUUUUGAAGAAUUAACCAACCAGGUGGCGUUACUUGGAUCUGCAGCAUGGUUCGAUUGCCAAGAGUUGUGCGAUCUUCCUUUUAGAUCUACUCAAUGGUACUUGAAUGGUCAACUUCUAGCCCACUUGGAUAGUAAAUCUAGAUUUGCA
Corticium candelabrum is the source of this 4277-nucleotide messenger RNA. Its product is annotated as sushi, von Willebrand factor type A, EGF and pentraxin domain-containing protein 1-like. Bases 239 to 4066 code for a protein of 1275 amino acids. Lineage: Eukaryota; Metazoa; Porifera; Homoscleromorpha; Homosclerophorida; Plakinidae. The record is from RefSeq and is a predicted model, not a curated record. The transcript has 18 exons. Gene Ontology annotation, molecular function: protein binding.